Messenger RNA from Paramecium octaurelia, 1621 nucleotides. NCBI's taxonomy places the organism in Eukaryota, Ciliophora, Oligohymenophorea, Peniculida, Parameciidae. The record is from the annotation of a GenBank genome assembly.
CUUCAAGAUGAGUUAUAAGCCAAUAUCUAACGAUUAGCACCCCUUGGACAUAGGAGACGAAGAUGGAGAAUUAGAUAUUGUAGUCAAGAGAAAGGAAAAGCCCAGACCUAGUUAAAAAACAUUAUUAAUCUGGAUUGUCAUUGUCACUUUUCUUGGUGCCAUUCUAAUAUAUAUUGCUUAGAGUGAUUCAACAGGCAAUUAAUAAAAUAAAAAUGGCAAAAACAAAGUUUUAAAUUUCACAAAAGUCAAUAAAACAAGUAAUACGUGUUUUAAUUUAAAGUUAUUCCUGAUAAAAAUGAAAAAACAAUGGACUACUAGGGAGAUUAAGUUAAAGUUGAAGAAAAGGUAAAGGUAGUAAAGAUGAAGAAUGAUUCAUAAACAAAUUCGGAAAAUAAAAAUGAUACAGAGAAUGUCUCAACUAAGGAUGAAGAUGAACAAGAGAGUUAAGGUGAAGAAAAUAGCAUAGAUUUUGAAGGUAAAUAAAUUAAAAGCCAUAAAUUUAGAAUUAUAAAAAUAGACGGAUUAAUUGAAUAAAGAAAUUAAAGAAUAUUUCAAACACAAGAAUGAGACAGAGAAUGAACAGACAGUCCCUGAGGGUUCCAGGGAUCCAAGAUACAGUGAAAUAUUAUGUGAAAGUGGCUACUAUAUGAAUAGAGAGGAAAAGAUAUGCAAGAAAUGUGAAGAUAGAUGUGCUGAGUGUAUGCAUAUCAUUGGAACCUGUUACAAAUGUUAAAGUGAAGUAUCAAUUAAUCAUAUUAAGAGUUCUACUUAAACAAUUAUGGGAAAUGCAUUUCAAAAUGUGAAGGAAAACAUGAUUCAAGUAAUCUCUUAUUAUCAGAUGAUAAUAAAAAUUAAAGCAUUCCCAUUUGUUUAGGCAACAAUCACACCUCUUCACUCUUUAUGUCAGUUCAAAAGUCUAAAAACACUCAUUUUGUUUUGCCUUACUUGAUAAUUCAUCCAGCAACUACUGUUUCAUUAAUGUAUCAUAACAAUUACCCUCUUGUUUAUUAUUUCAAUAAGGACAUCUUCAAUUUUGAGGAGGAGAUGAAAUUGACUGACAUUAUCACUCAAGCCCAAGAAAAAUAAUUGAUCGUGAUCAUAAUAGCAUCUCAUACUUUGUACGAUUUCUCUUUGUUCAAUACCUUUUUAUUUUAAGAGGCCGUAUAAAAUAUUGAACAUUUGGUCAAAGCAAAAAGUUCAACCUUCAGAUCCUUUUUCGGUCAAGAUUACAAUGCAUAUGGAGUGGUCAGAGAAUAUUAAUCGUAGUACAAAAACAAUUCAGUUGAUUUAGUGAUCUCAGAUGACCCUGUAGAAAUAGAUCAGUAUGUUAUUAUUAGUUAAUAUUAAUAGCGAAUACUUGGAAUCUAAUUUAUUGGUGACUCAUGAACAACAUUAUACUGACUAUAAUUUUGAAUCAUUACAAGGAGCUUAAUCAUAAAAGACAACUGUGAUUUUGUUAUUCCACACCAAAAAUGAAUAAGAUCAGAAGGAUUAUUGUUCAAGAUUUCUUUAUGUCUCUUUCUUGCAAUGUGCAGUAAGAGAAAUUCAAUUAGAUCACACCCAAAGAAUGAGAUAAGGAUUUGAAUUAAUUUCAUAAUUUGUUGUAUAACCAGAUUUAUGA